AGCGGAUGUUGUCUUCUGAGCGCAGAGGCUUGUGGGUAAUGUAAGGUGCAGGCACGCCGGAGACUGGUGGUGAAAAAAUAGCUUCCGCAGUUCCGUCAGCUGGCGAGGGGUAAAUGUUUUGUAAGUGUACACUGUUAGCAUGUUGAACAUUUGUUUCUGUCUUGUCCCGCAAGAGUAAAGAAGGUAACUACGCCAGCGCUGCUCGUCCAGUCCUCAGAUAAAAGGCACAACAUGAGUCUGAACGAGCAUUCACUGCAAGCACUGUCCUGGAGAAAGCUGUACUUGAGUCGAGCUAAACUGAAGGCUUCUAGUCGGACAUCAGCUCUGCUAUCUGGAUUUGCAAUGGUGGCUAUGGUAGAGGUGCAGCUGGACAACAGCUACCCUUAUCCCCCUGCUCUCCUCAUUGCCUUCAGUGCCUGCACCACUGUCCUUGUGGCUGUUCACCUGUUCGCUCUGAUGGUCAGCACCUGCAUUUUGCCCAAUAUAGAGGCCGUCAGCAACGUCCACAACCUCAACUCUGUGAAGGAGUCUCCACAUGAGCGAAUGCACCGACACAUUGAACUGGCGUGGGCUUUUUCCACAGUUAUUGGUACUUUGCUCUUUCUAGCCGAGGUGGUUCUACUCUGCUGGGUCAAAUUUUUGCCUGUUAAGCCCAACAAGUCCAGCAAUAAUACGGUGUCAUCUGGCGUGGCUGCUGCCAUUACAUCCACCUCUAUCAUGGUCCCCUUUGGUUUAGUCUUCAUAGUCUUUGCUGUGCAUUUCUACCGCUCCCUCGUCAGCCACAAGACUGACAGACAGUUUCAGGAGCUGGAGGAGCUAUCCAACCUCACCAGGCUUCAGAAUGAGCUGGACAACAGAGGGGAAUCUUCCAUCUUGCAGUCUCCAAGUUCACAUUUCCCAUAGACAAGUAUGGUGGAUACAAAUCUAUGGUUGAACUCUGACUACUUUGGAUUUCUCCAAGCCAGAAGCCACAUUAUUGGCCUCUGAUUUUUUACAGGAAUGAAGAUAUAUAUCUCACCUCUUUGUUGUGAAAUUUACUUUUGUGGAAAGAGUUGUAUUUUUAGAAGACAUGUUUGAUCAACUGUGAACUCGCAAACCUGCCAUAAUGCAUGUAACUUGAAAUUGGAAAGUCUUAAAUGUGGUAGUUGCUUGAUUUAUCUCUUACAUUAUGGCAGAGACAUCUGAACAAUAACUUGGAAUCCUGUCUGUUGCCUGCUGCAUUUAUUUAUCCGUUUGUCAGUGAACACUGGAUUUGUUAAUAUAUUACCUUUGUUGUGUUUUGUGAAUCACAAGUAUUUAACCCUUUCCUCCCUGUUCACUGUGUACAUGAUUUAUUGUAAUGUCCACCAUUUGCAUUUGUAACGCCUGUUAAUUGUCAAGACUGAAUCAACAGCUGCCAAAACUACAGUAUUAUUUGAGUACACUUGCUGACAUGUGUAGCACAGGCUGUGGCGCUAUAAUAAACACUUUUUUUACCAA
This is a messenger RNA of Lates calcarifer (barramundi perch), 1479 nucleotides long. It is a transcript of the gene orai1b, whose product is annotated as ORAI calcium release-activated calcium modulator 1b. Gene Ontology annotation, molecular function: store-operated calcium channel activity. The transcript has 2 exons. Bases 232 to 903 code for a protein of 223 amino acids. Gene Ontology annotation, cellular component: membrane. Gene Ontology annotation, biological process: store-operated calcium entry. NCBI's taxonomy places the organism in Eukaryota, Metazoa, Chordata, Actinopteri, Centropomidae. The record is from RefSeq and is a predicted model, not a curated record.